AUGGGACCGACCCGCCAGUUAGGCAGACCACCCAGUAUGGGCUCUAGUAGCGGAAGGUCCAACCAAUUACCCAGGGUGGGAAGAGCUAAGCAAAAAAUACAUAUAUCAAUGUAAAUAUGAGAGACCGAUGCCCUUUCCGGACAUGGAGAGAGAACACUGGCAGUACUGGCACCUUUAAACAUGGGGCUAGGCCCAUAUCUUCAUCCCAAAUGGCACCCUAUUCCCUAUAUAGUGCACUACUUUUGAUCUGGGCCCAUAUGGGACCCAUAGGGCUCUGCUGAAAUGUAGUGCACUAUAUAGGGAAUAGGGUGCCAUUUGGGACAUCCACUAUGCCUCUUAUGACUAUACAGAUACGUUCUUCUUUCUGGCUUAGUGUGUGUGUGUGUGUAUUUGUGUGUGCGGGUGUCCGUAUGCACGCACGUGUUUGUGUGUGUGUGUUGUGAACAGUACAAUAAAGUCCACUGUGUUGUGUAAGAUAAUCAUACUAACUAGUUGUAAUCCUGUGCCUAUUUUAAUCAAUCAAAAUGAAGCUAUUGCAUUUUAGUCCUUGUGUUUUUUGAAAUAUCUUAUUUUACUUAUUGAAGCUAUCGUGAUACUAAGAAAUGACUUGCAUUUCAUAUAAUCCCAUGUUCCAAUAAAUGAACAUUAAGGGAAAAACUGCUUUCUCUUGUCGUGUCCCGUCGGCUGUUGGUGGCUAUUGCUGUCAAACAAAGAGUCCGCUUAGGCUGCACCUUGAUUAGAAGCUUUUAUUAAUAUCACAAGGUUACAGCAUAAGUUACAGACCCGCGGUGUCUGGAGAGGCACCGUCCCAAAUUAAUCUGAAUGCCUCUGCCGCCUCUUUGUCUAGCUCAUACUUAUAAACAAUGGCAAAAAUAUGGGUGGCUCCCUCUUUCGUCCAAUCACCUAUCCCCCCUGGGGCGUCACCCUACAACUGCUACAUUUGAACUAAGAUAAACAACAUUCCAUUUCUUCAUGAAAAACAUUUAACAAAGGCAUAAUCCUAAUACACUACACUCUCUUCAUUACCCUUAUCUAUAGACCCUUUUCCAGUACACGACACACACACGUCACAGAUGCGCGACUCUUGGCGGCAGUAAGAAAAGCCAUCGCUGUCUGCUCCCAUUCAACAUAGCCUAAAUUUACGUUUUUAUUACUUCUAAACAAAAUAACUUUUGGGGGUUCUUAUAGGCUUACAAUUAUGUUUUGAUUCUUGCUUGAACAGUCGCUAAGAUUAUAUUUGGUUGUGAUCUUUGCAAAAAUAACUAUUGUGGAUGCAGCAGUUGUUAUCUAGAAUGUUAACGCUCAUUGAUAUAGCCUGUAGCAAAAGCUAGCCAAAGAGCCAUUUUACUGGUUGAAGUUGAAGUGUCUUUUAAGUACAAUGCAGUUGAUUUGCGAUGACACAAACAUUAUAUUAAGCAGGACAUUCAUACAAGCCUUAAAAUCCAAUUAUAAUCCAAAAGUAGUGUGAAAUGCAAUCAUAAAGCUCCUGAGUGGCGCAGUGGUCUAAGGCACUGCAUCGCAGUGCUAGCUGUGCCACUAGAGAUCCUGGUUCAAAUCCAGGCUCUGUCGUAGCCGGCCGCGACCGGGAGACCCAUGGGGCGGCGCACAAUUCGUCCAGGGUAGGGGAGGGAAUGGCCGGCAGGGAUGUAGCUCAGUUGGUAGAGCAUGGCGUUUGCAACGCCAGGGUUGUGGGUUCGAUUCCCACGGGGGGGCAGUAUGAAAAAAUGUAUGCACUGUAUGUCGCUCUGGAUAAGAGCAUCUGCUAAAAUGUAAAUAGUCUUUUUUUGCUGGCGUUCUGAAAUAACUCCCCCUUAUUCUUCCACCAAUUUUCGCACAUCGCCCUCGUGCGGCAAUGUUUGCAAACACAGAAAAGGAUCUGUAAAACAUUUGAUUUCAGAAGGGGUCAGAUAGCUUCAUGUAACUGCUAAAAUAAAAGAAACACCAACAUAAAGUGUUUUAAAACAGCUUCAAUGCGCCUUGGCAUAGAUUCUAUAAGUGUCUGGAACUCUAUUGGAGGGAUGCGACACCAUUCUUCCAUGAUACAUUCCAUCAUUUGUUGUUUUGUUGAUGGUGGUGGAAAACGUUAGCUCUGGCGCCGCUCCAGAAUCUCCCAUUAGUGUUCAAUUGGGUUGAGAUCUGAUGACUGAGACGGCCAUGGCAUAUGGUUUACAUCGUUUUCAUGCUCAUCAAACCAUUCAGUGACCACUCGUGCCUUGUGGAUGGGGGAAUUGUCAUUCUCGAAGAGGUCACUGCCAUCAGCAUAUCAAUUAUUCACCAUAGGUUUCAGGCAGGGCCCUCCAACCCUGUUCCUGGAGAGCAACCUUCCUGUAGGUUUUCGCUCCAACCCCAGUUGUAACAACCUGAUUCAGCUUAUCAACCAGCUCAUUAUUAGAAUCAGGUGCGCUAUAUUAAGGUUGGAGCAAAAACCUACAUGACCGUAGCUCUCCAGGAACAGGGUUGGAAAGCCCUGGUUUAAGGUGAUCACUCAGAAUGGCUGUAUUUAUUGAUGUUUACAUUGCCCUCUAAGUCAGGGGUGCCAAACUAAUUCCGCUGAGGGACGAAUGUUUGCAGGUUUUUGUUUUUUCCUUUCAAUUAAGACCUAGACAACCAGGUGAGGGGAGUUCCUUACUAAUUAGUGACCAUAAUUCGUCAAUCAAGUACACGGGUGGAGCGAAAACCCGCAGACACUUGGCCCUCGGCGGAAUGAGUUUGACAGGUGCUCUAAGGCAGAGUUUCCCAAAACCAUGCCAGGAAAAAUGCAUCCUACACGUAACAUAAUUUGUUUCCCUCAUUUACUCAAGAGUUUCGUUUAUUUUGGCAGUUACCUGUAGGUUGCAAGAGACCAGUGGUGGAAAAAGUACCCAAUUGUCAUACUUGAGUAAAAGUAAAGAUACCUUAAUAGAAAAUGGCUCAAGUAAAAGUGAAAGUCACCCAGUAAAAUACUACUUGAGUAAAAGUCUAAAAGUAUUUGGUUUUAAAUAUACUUAAGUAUCAAAAGUAAAUGUAAUCUCUAAAAUAUACUCAAGUAUCAAAAGUGAAAGUAUAAAUCAUUUCACAUUCCAAACCAGAAGGCAUUGUUUUUUAAAUGUAUGGAUAGUCAGAGGCACACUCCAACACUCAAACAUAAUUUACAAAAGAAGCAUUUGUGUUUAGUGAGUCCCCCAGAUCAGAGGCAGUAGGGAUGACCAGGGAUAUUCUCUUGAUACGUGGGUGAUUUGAACCAUUUUCCUGUCCUGCUAAGCAUUCGAAAUGGAAUGAGUACUUUUGGGUGUCAGGGAAAAUGUAUGGAGUAAAAAGUACGUUAUUUUCUUUAGGAAUGUAGCGGACUAAAAGUAAAAGUAGUCAAAAAUAUCAAUAGUAAAGUACAGAUACCCCCAACAACUACUUAUGUAGUACUUUAAAGUAUUUUUACUUAAGUACGUUACACCACUGCAAGAGACCUGUAAUCUAUUGCCUUUAACUUCCAGACCGCAUGUUGGCGCUAUUGCACACUCAAAAGAUAACCUAAACCGGAAGUAAGAAGCCAAAGAGAGUUUGACAGUUUAUUUACCAUUAUAUUUAACUUCAAAACAUUGUAACGUUAGCAGAGAUAUUUAUAAAAAACAAUACAGUACUUUUUGAUUAAAUAUUCUCAGUUGUUGGUAUUUCCCAGCCGGCUACAUCCAACGAGACGCAAGGGUACAACCAACAACAUUGGCAGUCAUCAUUCUAAAUUCAAAUUUAACUAGCUUUCUAGCUAACAGUUAGCUAGCUAGCUCAGGGAUUGAUUCACAAUGGACGUGGUAAGACUCAGAACGUGUGCUAGCCACAUCUCUUUAUUGCUCUGCAAACUGCUCGUUUGUUGCUAUACCAAAUGUUGUGGCUAGCUAGCAAAUCAAGUUGCUCAUUAUUUUGUAGAGUACAAUGAAUGCAAGCAACAUCAUUACUAGCUAGCUAUGUUGUUGUUGCUUGCUGACGUGAUUUGUUUUCUAGUAGGUCGCUAACGUUAGCUAACAUUAGCUAACUGACCAGCACUAGCUAGCUAGGUGAAUGAAAAUCCAAUGAAAAUUAGCUGGUGUAAUUUGGUUUGCAUUGAUUGAUAGUUGUUAAACCAGGUAUACUUAGUAGGUACGGUUUCUUUACUGAGAAAUUGUAUUUUCUAUAACAAGCAGAAACAUUGCCUUGAUGUUACGGAUGGUGUCAUAUUGCUGAGGCUAUCUUUCCUAAUGUAGCUAGUUUGUUGUUAAAACUGCGCUAUCACUCUUCAUCAUAGGACUCUGAAGACCUGUCCAGCCUGUCUCCAUCCUGCUCCACUGAACCCCAACUCACGGUUUUCCCGGGUCCUGACAGGAACCAUGAUGGCCAGGAGGACAGUAACCACCACGGUGCCCAGGAGGACAGUAACCAUGGUCACCAGGAGGACAGUAACCGUGGUGAUCAGAAAGACACACCACAGGGUCAGGAGAGAGUUACUGUGAGUCUGGACGUCAACAGUGAAACACCAACAUUUAAUAUCAUAGUCAAAGAGGAAGAAGACUGGGAACUAGAUAAUACAGGUUGGUAGCUGGAGCCAGGCUAACUUGGGAUGAUUCCCAAAUGGCACCCUAUUCCCUAUUCCCUAUGGCUCCCGAGUGGCACAGCGGUCUAAGGCACUGCAUCUCAGUGCUUGAGGCGUCACUACAGACCCCCUGGUUCGAUUCCAGGCUGUAUCACAACCAGCCGUGAUUGGGAGUCCCAUAGAGUGGCGCACAAUUGGCCCAGCGUCGUCCGGGUUUGGCCGGUGUAGGCCAUCAUUGUAAAUAAGAAUUUGUUCUUAACAGACUUGCCUAGUUAAAUAAAGGUUUAAAAAAAUUACGAAAAAAAUAUAGUGCACUACUUUUGACCAGGGCCCAUGGGGCUCUAAUCAAAAGUGGUGCACUUUAUAAGGAAUAGGGUGGCAUGAUUUGGGGCUCAGUCUUGUGUGUUGCCAUAAAUCUGAGAAUGGGAGCAGCACGGGAGGUGGUGUAAAAUAAUGGGGAAACCCAGUAGGUAUGUACAAUAAAACUUAGACCCCACUGACUAUAUCUGUCCUGUCUCAUCCCCACAGGAGAGAGUCCCAGCCAUCACCCUGCAGGCGAGGAGAAGCCCUCUACACCAGGAGAACCUGAACAACACCAGAUGAUACGCAGAACAAGGCAGAAAAAGACCCACCCAUGCCCAGAUUGUGGGAGACACUGCCAAACAUUAUCUGCACUACAAAUACACAUGAGAACCCACACAGGAGAGAAGCCUUAUACUUGCCUUGUGUGUGAGAAAACAUUCACUAUUAGACAAGCUUUGAAAACACACCAGCGAACACACACAGGAGAGAAGCCUUAUACCUGCUCUGAGUGUGGGAAGGGCUUCACUCAUCAAUGUAGUUUGAGAUACCACCACCAGAAGAAACAUUCUGAACAGAUUAAAACAGACCCGGAUGACAAGCUUGGCUGCUGCUGUGGACAAGAGUUCUCCUCAAAGAAAGUUCUGGAGGUUCACUUGAAGACAGACACUGGAGACAAGCCAUACUCCUGCUGUGUGUGUAAGAAGACCUUCACUCAUAAAGCAUUACUGAAAGUCCACCAGCGAUCCCACACAGGAGAGAAGCCUUACUCUUGCUCUCUGUGCGAGAAGCGUUUUACUCAAAAAGGAAAUCUGACAACACACGAGAAGUCGCACGCUGGAGAGAAGCAUCCUUGCUCAGUCUGUGGAAAGAGCUUCACUCAGAAAGGCUAUCUGAAGAUUCAUCAGCGGCUUCACUGUUCUGAAGGGGAGAAGAGUCCCUCUGCAUCAAGAGAACUUGAACGCCGACAGAGGAGAGCUAAGGCGACUCACAGAUGCCCAGACUGUGGGAAGGAGUUCCCUCAAACAUAUUACCUGGAGAGACACAUGAGAACACACACAGGAGAGAGGCCUUACCAGUGCUCUGUGUGUGGGAUGAGUUUCACGCAGAAAGGAAAUUUAAAAACGCAUCAGAAAGUGCACACAGGUGAGAACCCUUUAUAUUAUCAUUGAUUAAUAAUUAUUAUUGAUUAAUCAUGAUUGAUGACGACCGCCUACACUCCUAACAGCUUAACAUUUAGCAUGUUGCAUGUAAAACAUGAAUGGAAGUGUUAGGACCCUGGUUUGCAAGCUACAAAUAGUGUGUGGACUACAGAGGAAAAAAACUAAAUGGCAUUAAAACAAACAGGAAAUAGGGCUUUAAAUGGCAUUAAAACAAACAGGAAAUAGGGCUUUAAAUGGCAUUAAAACGAAUAGGCAAUAGGGCUUUAAAUGGCAUUAAAACAAAUAGGAAAUAGGGUGCCUGAAAUAGCUCAAAUUUGCUACUAAUCACACAACAGAUUGGCAUUCAACUAAACUGACUUGAUGUUCUCUCACAUUGUUUCUUUCCCACAGGAGAUUAUCCCAGUUCCUGGUCCGCUGGUGAGGAGAGUCCCUCUACAUCGGGAGAACCUGAACAACACCAGGAGAACCACACAGCCAUCAAAUCUCACAGCUGCCUAGUAUGUGGCGAGGAAUACUCAGACGUCCCAGAAUUACACAACCACAUGAGAUCUCAUUCAGGAGAAAAGCGUCUCAUCUGCCCUGUGUGUGGCAAGACUUACCCCAGGGAAUUUGACCUCAAAGUCCACCUCAGAACACACACAGGAGAAAAACCCCACGAGUGCACCGAAUGCGGGAAGAGCUUCGUCCGUAAGCAAGGGCUCCAUCAGCACCAGCGGACCCAUGACGCCAAGCCCAUCGGACCGACCCGCCAGUUAGGCAGACCUAAGCAGUCAGCCACCAUGGACAGGCCAAAGCACUUAGCCAGGGCUCAGAUGUCCAAGAAAGUACCCAAGGAGGAGAGUGAUAUGGAGAUGCAGGACUGGCAGUACUGGGACAAUUAA
This is a messenger RNA of Coregonus sp. 'balchen', 6881 nucleotides long. Lineage: Eukaryota; Metazoa; Chordata; Actinopteri; Salmoniformes; Salmonidae. The record is from the annotation of a GenBank genome assembly.